Molecule: messenger RNA, 3998 nt
Organism: Salvelinus sp. IW2-2015
Lineage: Eukaryota; Metazoa; Chordata; Actinopteri; Salmoniformes; Salmonidae
Product: receptor tyrosine-protein kinase erbB-3
Biological process (GO): protein phosphorylation; positive regulation of cell population proliferation; multicellular organism development
Cellular component (GO): signaling receptor complex; plasma membrane; basal plasma membrane
Molecular function (GO): neuregulin receptor activity; neuregulin binding; ATP binding
Source: RefSeq, a predicted model, not a curated record
GUGAUGAGGCAUGGGCGGUCUAUGUUGGGGGCCCAGGAAUGAACACCUGCCAGAGCUUGACGAAGACAGUGUGUGCCCCUCAGUGUAAUGGCCGCUGCUUUGGGAGGAGUCCUAGUGAGUGCUGUCAUAUGGAGUGUGCAGGAGGUUGCACCGGACCCCUGGACACCGACUGCUUUGCCUGCCGUAACUUCAACAACUCAGGCUCCUGUGUGCCCCAGUGUCCCCAGACCCUCAUCUACAACAAGCACACCUUCAAACUGGAGCCCAACCCCAGCGCCAAGUACCAGUACAGUUCCAUCUGUGUGGCCCAGUGCCCCACUAAUUUUGUGGUGGACGGGAGCUCGUGUGUGAGCAGCUGCCCUUCUUAUAAGACGGAGAUGGAGAAGAAAGGAGUGAAGAGGUGUGAGCCCUGUGGAGGCCUCUGUCCCAAAGCUUGUCAAGGAACAGGCACAGCCUCCAGACAGACAGUGGACUCUCAAAACAUUGACAGUUUCAUCAACUGCACCAAGAUCCAGGGUAGCCUUCACUUCCUGGUCACCGGGAUUAAAGGUGAUCCCUACAACAACAUCACAGCUUUGGACCCAGAGAAACUGAAGAUCUUCAGAACUGUGAGAGAGAUCACAGACGUUCUGAGUAUCCAGUCGUGGCCUGAAAAUCUGACUGACCUGUCGGUGUUCUCCAACUUGGCAACCAUACAAGGAAGAACCCUCUACAGGGGCUACGCCCUGCUGRUGAUGCGUAUCCCGUCACUGACCUACCUCGGGCUGCGCUCACUGCAGAGCAUCAAUGACGGCGGUGUCUACAUCACAGGAAACAGGAAGCUAUGCUACCACCACACCGUCAACUGGACACACCUCUUCAGUAGUAGCUCCCGCCCACAGCGCCACCAGAAGAACAUCGACGUCAAGGACAACCGACCCCAGAGCCAAUGUGUUGCGGAGGGGCACAUGUGUGACCCUCUGUGUUCGUCGGAGGGGUGUUGGGGUCCUGGGCCGGACCAGUGUCUAUCCUGUAAGAACUACAGCCGGGGGCGAACCUGUGUCAAUCAGUGCAGAUUUCUCACCGGGAAGGGGCGUGAGUUUACAAGUCCGAAGGGCGAGUGUAUGCCCUGUCACUCGGAGUGUGAGGUCCAGGAGGGACAGCCCACCUGCAUAGGACUGGGAGCUAAUGAGUGUGUGGUGUGUGCCAGUCUGAGGGACGGUCCUCACUGUGUGUCCUCAUGCCCUGAAGGAGUGAUGGGGGAGAAGGGUCUCAUCUUUAAAUACUCCAACCAGCAGAGACGCUGUGAGCCCUGCCACCUCAACUGCACCCAGGGUUGCUCAGGCCCAGGAAUUGGGGACUGUUUGGACUCCACCAGAUUAACUGAUGGCCAAUCCAUUACAGGAAUUGUUUUGGGAGUUUUGGCAGCAGUUAUAGUGGGCUUCUCCAUCUUUGUGAUGAGUGUUCUGUACCGCCGAGGUCUUGCCAUCCGGCGCAAGAGAGCCAUGAGGCGAUACCUGGAGAGUGGAGAGAGUUUUGAGCCUUUGGACCCUGGUGAGAAAGUGGUCAAAGUUCAUGCCAGGAUCCUGAAGGUCACUGAACUCCGUAAGAUCAAGCUACUGGGCACCGGUGUGUUUGGCUCCGUCCACAAGGGCAUUUGGAUUCCUGAGGGAGACUCAGUGAAGAUCCCUGUGGCCAUAAAGACUAUUCAUGAUCGAAUGGGGCAAAAUACCUUCCAUGAGAUCACAGAGCACAUGAUGGUGAUGGGUAGCUUGGACCACCAGUACAUCGUCAGGCUCUUAGGUGUCUGUCCAGGUGCUAGUCUCCAGCUGGUCACCCAGCUAAGCAAUCAGGGGUCCUUACUGGAGCACAUCAGGCACCACAGGGACAGCCUGGACCCACAGAGGCUGCUCAACUGGUGUGUGCAGAUUGCCAAGGGUAUGUACUAUCUGGAGGAACACAUGAUGGUCCACAGAAACCUGGCAGCCCGUAACGUGCUCCUGAAGAGUGACUACAUGGUCCAGAUCUCUGACUACGGCAUCACAGACCUGCUCUACCCCGAUGACAAAAAGUACUUCUACAAUGAGGUGAAAACGGCCAUUAAAUGGAUGGCUCUGGAGAGCAUCUUGUUCCGCAGAUACACACAUCAAAGUGAUGUCUGGAGCUAUGGAGUGACAGUGUGGGAGAUGAUGUCAUACGGGGCGGAGCCCUACUCGGCGAUGCGUCCACAAGAAGUGCCAGACCUUCUGGAGAAGGGCGAGCGUCUUUCCCAGCCACCCAUCUGCACCAUAGAUGUCUACAUGGUCAUGGUCAAGUGCUGGAUGAUUGACGAGAAUGUCCGUCCCACCUUCAAGGAACUGGCCAAUGAGUUUACCAGAAUGGCCAGGGACCCACCGAGGUACCUUGUGAUCAAGGGGGAAUGCAGCCCAUCAGACUCUCCCUCAGAUGUAUCUCACCAACGAAGCACAAAGCUGGAUGACAUGGAGGCGGGGCAGGAGGACCAGGAUGAGGACACCACGCCCCCUCUCUACCGGUCACAGGCCAGGAGUCUCUCGAGACUUUCAGGAAUGGACAGUCACAGGGGUGUUCACAGCAGUCAGACUGGAUACCUGCCUAUGACCCCAGGACUGGAUAACCCUCAGAUGGUGUGGCCGUCAGCGUCCCGCUCUCGCCUCAAUUCCGCCCGCACCAUGUCAGAGAGUUCUGAAGGGCGGGGCACUGUGGUAGAGCUGGAGAUGAGCGAAUACUUUUUAUUGGCUGGCAGCAUGCGGAGAAAGCGGCAUCGGGAGGACAGUGCCUACAUGUCCCAGAGGGACAGCAUGUCAGGGGGGCCAUCUGAGACCCCCUCCCCUGACACAGAGGGGGAUAAGGACCAGAGUGGAUACAUGCUCCCCGGACUGGGUGACAGCCCAGAGAGAGAGACCCUACUGUUUAGCUCCCAGGUCACCCUGCCUCGCGGGAAGACGUCCAAGGUCUCCUCAUACCCAUCAGCACCCUCGGAGUACCAUGACAGUGCCUGUGAGGAAUAUGAGUACAUGAACAAACAGGCGUCCAUUAUGUAUCUCUCCCCCAGGCAGCAACCUGUACAUUCCAAAGAUGGCCCACAGCGGCUGAAGACGAACAAGAGGCAAUGCUCUUCUGUGCCGGACACAGAGUACUCAAAGUGCAUGGGGCACAGGACAUCAGCUGGGGAGAACAGGGGAGGCCAAACCAAGAAUGAAGAACACCAGGACUAUGAAUUCCCUGCUCUCAACUCUGAUUCAGACAACACAGAGCAACGGGGCUCUGUUGAUAUGGAAUACAAGUACAUGGAUAUUCUAAGUGUUGGACCAGAGGCCAGUGAAAGACCAGACGAUCCCCCAACACGAGAUGUCCCGCAUCCUGGAGCUACGCCUAAACAGUGGAUGAGAGGUGAGAGAGAGGUGGAGGAAGAGGAGGACGACGAAUACGUAGUAGAAUACGUAGAAGAGGACGACUAUCAAUACACUAACAGGCAGCCCAAGCUGCGGCACGCUCUGCGAGGCAGGGAGGGUCUGAGGAUGCAAGGAGGAGGAGAGGGAGAGGUGGAUGAGUACGAGGACAUGGAUUCCCUGGCCGCCCCUGGAGCUGGGGACCCAGUGGAGUACGAGAAUGUGCAGAGAGAAGGUGAAGGUGCAGUGGGAGGCAUGGGGGGUCAGCACACAGGGAUGGGGGCAUUUGUAAAAGUGCGUGCAGGGGUAGGGGAGCCUAGUGGCGGAGAUUGCUCCUUUGACAAUCCAGACUACUGGCAGAGCAGGUUGUUCCUGAAGCUUAACGCUGUGAACACAUAGGGAAGUGGACCUCCCUCACUGGCGCUGAAGAGGAUAGACGCCUCUGUAGCUCUUCCAUGCCAAUUGAAAUCAAUGAAGGACCAGGGGAGGGGAGAAAGCCAUCCAAUAUUAAAAAUAUGUGUGGCAUGUUUAUAACUAUAUUUUAUUUUAUGUUUUUUUAACCACGUUUUCUCCCCAAUUUCGUGGUAUCCAAUUGGUAGUUACAGUCUU